Messenger RNA from Vitrella brassicaformis, 7781 nucleotides. The record is from the annotation of a GenBank genome assembly. Lineage: Eukaryota; Vitrellaceae.
UUCACUGAUUGCAAAUUGAAUGAUAGAUUGCUUCACCCAAAAACUUCAUAUAAUCUUCAAUUCGUCUGCUUGUCUCCGAACCACCGCCUGCUGGCUGGUGUGCCAUCCAUCCAUCCGUCGGCACCCACCACGCACGUCUGUGUGCUGCCUGCCCGCCUGGCUGCCUCUCUGCCUGGGUGUCACCAAGUGAGUGAGUGAUUCAGAAAGAGUGAGUCGUGCUGCCUUAGCCAUUCGGAGGCAUCACCCACACACACACACACACGCACAGAGGACAAGAAAAGGGAAGACCAGCGAGGACAGGACGAGACAGACAAGGCAACACGAGAGGAAACAAGGUAGACAUGCAGCAGGCAGCCGACCGACAGGUAGGCUGGAGGUCGUGCGCCGUGUGUGCUGAGUGCUGAGCUGAGCUGUGACGUACGUCAUUCCUUCAUUCAUCCAUCAGCCAUGCAUCACAUCGAUCCACCCAUUCCAUUGACUAGUGAAUCACUCCACAUGCACCACGCAAUGCAGCACACACACACACAAGACAGUCAGCAAGACAGUCAGUCGGACCAGGCAGCGCACAAACUUCAUAGUUGGCACAGCUGGCUGCAGGCAGAUGAAUGAAUGAGUCGAUGAGCACACAGGCAUCCAGGCAGGCAGGCAGGAGUUGCGCUGGAGUGGGUGGGCGAUCCAAGUACAUCCAUCCAUCGCGGAGACAGACCAUCCAUCCAUCCAUCUAUCCAUCCCUAUCGCCAUCGUCAAUUCUGCCUGGCAAGUAUUAGAGUCAGUGGCAAGCAAACAAGUCACAGCCCCGCCCCCGUUCGGAUCCCGACCAGCAUGGCACAAAUACUAGUACGUACGUCCACGUGUGUAAUCGAUGAUGCAUUCAUGCAUUCAAUGCAUUGGAUGGACCAGACCACUCUGCUCCACCCGUCCACUUAGUCCAUGCCUCUGGCCUGUCCUGCCUGUCGUGCCUGCCUUUCUCCCGUGAAGGAUCCCUCCCCUCCCUCCCUAGCUGGCCAGGCCUUUGGUGUGUAUGUGUGUGAAUGUGUCAGUCGAUGUGGUGUCAGUCAGUAUGUAUGUGUGUCGUGUGCAUGUGAUGUGUCCUGUGUGUGUGUACAUGCAGAAAGGACCCACCCACGGAGCAGCGGUGGGGGAGGCAGGGACACAAGAGGGAGGGAGGGAAAUUAAGGGCUCAGUCAUGUCAUGCGAGGAAAAUUACACAGAGGCAUGCAGGCGGGCAGGCAGGCGGGCACUUCAUUCAAUCCAUCCAUCCAUCCGUCCAGAUCCAUUGCGUCGAUCUCGCAAAAUGAUCCAUCAUCCAUCCAUCACGGUGACUAAAAAUACCCAGCUAGCUGCGUGACUGACUGUAUGUAAGGGAUGGAGUGAGAGAGAGGCAUCCAAUCAACCGCUCACUCGCGCAUUCCUCUGCUCCUUCUCUCUCCUACCGACCUUUCUUCUUCCUUGUUCCUUCUUCCUCCAUCAAAUGCAUUCGUUCAUAAGCCGCUGGAGAUAGAUGGCCCCUCUCUCUUUCAAAUGCGUCCACAGACAGACAGACAGACAGGCAGACAGACAGGCAGACAGACAGGCAGACCACACACCAUUUGUUGGUUGUUAAAUAGCACCCACAUUCACAUUCACAUUCACCUUCACAGUCACACGGGCACAACAGGCAUCCAGGAAGUCAUUCAGGCAGGCAGGCAGGGACGUGAAAGCAGCUGAGCCAUCUACCCAGCACCAAUCAUACGUACAGGCUUGCACGGAGGUACGUGUACAUGUCGAUCGACCAUUGAAUGAAGAAUGAAUGAAUCGUGAAUGUCUCCCAUCGAUGGCUAAGCGUCAGUAGACAGAGAGAGCAUCGAGUGAGAAAGGUAAGCGCUAUCUCUACCUAGGUAUAGCAGCUUUGCUAAUUGGCUGGAGGGAGGCGGCAGGGCAUCCAUCGUGUGAACCAUGGCCGGUGAAUCGACGCACUCACGCACACAACCACGCAUCAACCACUGAAUGAAUGAAUGCUGCAGGCACUGAGGGUGCGCCGUUUCAAAAACAAAAGAGGGAGAGAAAAACGCUGAACCCUUGCUUCCUUCAUGCAUUCCCAUCGCCGUCCAUCGCCAGUCGAUCGACCCCUUCAUCGUGUGCCAUUGCCAUCCAGCACACAUGGACAGGACACCCUCCCACCCACCCGAGACCACCCGACACACCUCACUGACUGACACAGUACACACACUGAUCUCGAUGAAAGGAAAAUGAAUCAACAGCGUCUAUGUCUUUGGUCUUUCUCCCUUUCUCUCUGUCUUUCUGUUUUUCUGUUUUCUCGAAUUCGCUCGCUCGUUCGUCCACAUGAAUGCGAUGCGACACAGAGACAGACAGACAGACAGAUGAUAAGACAGCCCCAGCACCCACCCCUUACAUAGAAGAGAGUAUCCAUCCAGGCAUCCAUCCAUCCAGGCAUCCAGGCAUCCAGGCAGACAGACAGACAUGCAGCACACGAACAACAGAAAGGCGACGACCGAGCGAGCGUUAGGUUAUGGUAAAAAACACUUGUUCUACAGCUGACGGACUUCUGACUUCUGUGAGGGAGCGGCGCAAACAGAAAGAGAACCAAGGCAACGCUGCGCGCUGACCUCGGCCGACUCCCCCACUCCCUCCCUCCCUCCCUCCCUCCCAUCCCCCCUUCCCCCCUGUGUGAGUGUGUGUUCCCUCAUGUGCGUCUCACCACAGUUUGAGUGGGAUUCAACGCACACUGAGAGAGAGACAAUUACAGACAGACAGAGACGGGCAGACAGGUGAAUCAACGAGCGAGCGAAUUAUGGCCUGACUGACUGACAUGUGGUGGAAAGAAAAAGAUCGGAUCAACACGGCAAGCCGGCAACGGGAUGAGUAGACAAGGGGAGGGGGGUAAAAUUACGCAUCGACCGUGUGUGGCGCAUGGCAUGCAGCAGCAGCAUUUGUCGACCGAAGAAACGAGUGUUGCGGACAUUUGCUAGGUGGUGUGUGUGUGCUUCCCGAAUUAGGCAGCCAGCUGUGUGUGUGUGGGUAUAGGAACAGGUGAACAAUGGCAGCCAUCCAGCCAUCCAAACAGCGGGCAGCAAAGGCACUCAAUCUCUUCCCCCCUCCCCUCCGCCCCUCCCUCCCCCCCCUGUGUCCAUGUGAGUGAGUGAACGAACGGAUGCUUGUCUAUACUACUACUACUACCAAACCCCCCGUCAGCCUACUGAAAUACAGUUGACCCGCUGGUCGGUCUACGCAUACGCAUACAACGACGGACGGAUAAAACCCACCCGGCCAGCCGUCACCCCACCCCCGCCCUCUCUAUCUCUCCCCUCUCUUUCUCCCUCCCUCUCUCUCUCUCUCUCUCUCUCAUUGCUCACUCUCGCGCAUACGUCGGAGUGCAGUGCAGUGAACAAACGACUGCUUUUGCCAUUGAUGGACCACGGAAAAACGCCCUGGCGGUAUACCAUACCUAUCUAUCUGCCCGUCUUCCUCUCUGUCGGUCUGUCUGUCUGGCCGCAUGUGUGUUGGCUGGUAACACAAACACAGACACCCACACACACAGGUACGCAUACAGAUCGUAUCGUGGGUGGCCCUCCCUCCCUCCCUCCCUCUCUGUGUCUGUGUCGAUGUGGGUGUCCAGGUGGGUGUUCCCACAAGUGUGUCUGGGUAGGAUGGGGUGGUGGGUGGUGUGAGGGGUGAGGGACGUGACGAGGGCCAAAAAGUUGUCAAGCGAGUCACACGCGCACACGGAUGCGGUGCAGGCAUCCAGGCCACCUGAUAACUCCCGCAAACAACGAGAGGCACGGCACGCAGACAGAGAGGAAAGAGAGAAACCAACUUCGGCCGGGAGCUGAGCUGCAUGCCAUGCGCUGCGUGUCUGUGUAUGUAAGGGUGCUGUGUGUGUGGGGGGGGGCGAAACAACGAAAAGCGAGUGACACUUCUCCCUCCAUGCCGGUCGUCAUUGUGGACAUCAUCAAUUCGUGUAUACGUGUCAGUCAGUCAGCCGGGCGGAUACAGAUCAUCCCUUUCUCUCCCCUCCCCCCUCCCCCUCCACUCACCUCUCCCUCCCCCCCAUGUGUAAAGUGGCUCUCAUGGCAGGCAGGCGGGAUGGCGCGUGUGCAGGUCUGCACUGGCCAGCCGCCGACGCAGAGACAGGAGACCCCUGAGUGAUGGCGUGUCGAGGAGUGUGCCCCAUGGUAGAUAGAAAGGCAGACGUACGUAGACGUACAGAGAACAAACAAGGCGGAGACCAAAACAGAGCCGGCCUCCCGCCCACCCAUCCCUACUGCCCGACUCAUCAUGACACAGCUGACUGACUCCCUGACCGACUGACUGACUGAUCGGGCGAGUGGGUUGGCGAGCAGACAGGCUUAAAUACAGACAGAAUCCAGCCAUCGCAUCCAGCCACACACACAGAGAUAGACACACACGGAGAGGAGACCGAUAGAUAUCCAGAAAGACACCGAACCGAACGAACACACCUAGCUAGGCAGGCAUACACAACACAAAGCCAGACAGCCACACGCACACAGAGACACACAGACGUCACGAUUGCUUGAAUGGGAUAAAUCCAUCCAUCCAUCCAUCGAUGCAGUGUCAUGCAGUCAGUGCUUGGUGUCUCCUUGGGUGUCUCCCAUAUUAUUGAGACACCACCACCCAGCACACACCACCACCACCAACACCAGCAGCCAGGAAAAGGAGAGAAAUACAUCUCAGCUCACUCAUUCAUCCAUUCAUCCAUCCAAUUGCCUGAAGAGAGUUAGUUUGUUCCCGACUACCAUUCAUGAUGUUUUGGAAAGCACUUAACAGAAGACUUAGACUUAGUGAGCUAGCCGGGAGGUGACAAAGCGAGCUGAGCGUUAGGGUAGAGAAAUACAUAUGGAUGUGUGUGGGUUUGUGUGUGGUUGUGGGUGGGUGUGUGUGUCUAUGGAGAAAAACAAGACAAAGACAGACAGACAGACGCACAUCGCAUCACAUACAGCCGUCCCUCCCUCCCUCAUCUGUGUGUGUGUGUGUGUGUGUGUGUCUCGCUGGACAUAGUACAUAUGCCUCCCCACCCCACCACACACACACACACCAGAGGCGCGCAUUGCAUUGUUCCGACUUCCAUCCAUCCAUCCAUCCAUGUUUCCUUCUAAGGGAGUCCAGUGUUGGUGAGUCAGUCAGUGAGUGAGUUGAUUGUGCAGGCAGGCACAUACGGACCAUCAUCUUCCUGCUUAAUUGACAUGCACACACAACCCCAGCCCGCCCCAGCCCAAAUGCACCCACCCAUCCAUCCAUCCAUCCAACCAAUUCUCCUUCCCCCCUCCCCCUCCCUCUCUCACUUUCUCACUAGGUGCGCUGCCCAAUCAUUGUGACAGCCAUGGUCCCAGCCCACCCCGUCCAGUCCACCAACAUAACACCCAAGGGAAACAUGCCCUUCUCUUCUCGUAUCUUCUUCUCAGCCGAUCACACAUUCCAUCCCCCUCCAAUCUCUCGCCCUUCCUCCUCCUCCUCUCCCUCCCUCCCCAUCUGUGCCGUCCCCUCUUUCCAGGGACGCAUCAACGCACCCACCCCAGCCGUCCAGCAAGCACCCGCUCAUCCCUCACAUGCAGCACGUGUCCCCUCCCCCACCCCCGCAGCCAUCUAUCUGGUCAUUGUCAAUGACAUCGCCAUCGGCAGCAUGGUCGGCGAAGCUCACGAGAGGCGUGGGAGCUCCCAUAGACACCUCACUUUUGAGCCGCGACGGCAGCCGGUAGAUGGUGGGCGGGGUGGGCGUGUGCGGCAGCACGCCCUCUCUCUGCUGGGGCGGGGAGGGGGAUGCCGCCCGGGAGGCGGCGGGAGUGGGGGUGAGAGGAGGCGGGAUGAUGCCCUGCAGACGCAGCUCCAGCAGCAGACCCUCCAUCGACAGACGGGCCGACGAAUCCUAUACACACACACGCGCAGACAAUGCCUUGUCUGUCUGUCUGUCUGUCCGUAUGUCAGUGUGUGCACACUGAGUCAACCGCACCUUCUGCAGUAGCCUCUUGACGAUGCUCUUGAGCACCAGCGAGUAGUCGCUUGGGAAGGCCUUCUUGGAGAAGGGGUCCCACUCCUCCUCACCCAGCCCGCCCAUUGCGCGCAUGGCGUUGGGCCCGCACACGUCCCGUCGCCUCAGCUGCGGGUGCUGGUGGGGGUGCAGGUGGGUCAGGCAGCACAGCUCGAACAGCACGCACCCGAGCGCCCAGCAGUCGGACUUGUCAGUGAGAGGGUCGCGGUGGGCCAUCUCGGGCGACAUGUAGUGGGGCGUGCCCUGCGGACAACGCACCGGACUCAGAGAGGCUGACCCCUGACAAAACACACAUAGCACAGAGAGGGGCAGUGUGUGUGCGGGAGGGAGGGAGGGAGGGAGGGAGGUUGUGUGUGGCACCCACCUGUCUGAUCUCCCGUGCAAUGCCGAAGUCGCCGAGUUUGAGGCUGCCCUGUGCGGUGAGAAAAAUAUUGUCGCUCUUGACGUCGCAGUGCAGGAUGUUCUGCCGGUGGAUGUAGUCGAGCGCCGACGCCAGCUGGGAACACCACUCCAGGAUCUGCCUCUCGCUGUACCGGCCGCUGCCGCUGCUGCCACUGCCGCUGCGGGAGGUCUUCUCGAUGUCCGAGAAGAGGUCCCCGCCCUCGCAGUACUCCAUGACGAUUACCAGGGUGCAGUCGUCCUCGUUGAUGUAGCUGUCACGGUACUUGACGAUAUGCGGGUGGUCGAGCCGCUGCAGAAUCGCCGCCUCAGAGAGCGCCUCCUCAACGCCGUCGCGGUCCAUCUCUGACAGGUCGAUGACCUUGGCCACCCAGAGGGUUCCGUCCCCACAGGAGCGCACCAGGUGGGAGCACCCGAACUGCCCCUGGCCGAGCACCGACACGUGCUCGUAGCCAUACUUCUGGAAAUCUGCGUUCAGAUUCCGCGGCGGGAGCGACAGGGAGAGCGUCAGAGGGAUGCUGAUGCUCGUGGCCGACGUCGACGGCGCCGUGCUCUGGUGGCACAUCGAUGCCGGCCCCAGUGAGGAGCACGACCCCUCCUUGCCGCCACUCACCAGCCGACACAGCGGGCUGGACGGCGAUGGCGACGACGGGAGGGUCGAGAUGCAAGAGCGACCGCUCGCGAGGCUGCCGAAGCCGGCGAUGGGCGGGGACGAGACGGUGUGGGUGACGGAGGAGACGCCCUCGGACGAGAGGCAGUCGUCGCGCUCGGUCCAGUUGUGGUGCGUGUGCAGGGGGAUAGAGAGGGGGAGGGGGAUGGGGAGGGGCGAUGGUGCGGCGGUGGGGAUGGGGAUGGGCCGGGGGGUGCCGCUCCCCGGCGGGGACGGCGGGGCGUCGCACUCGUGGUCGGCCUCAGUGCUGCUAGCGAUGCGGUGGCAUUUCCUGGACCGGCCGAAGCCGAAGCCGAAGCAGGACAGAAGGGAGGGGGGACCGCACCUCGCCGAGCGCUUCAGGGUUGCAGCCUGGGUCGCUCGCCUCGCGAGCGCUCACCAACACCCUGGCGAACGCUCGGAGGCUACGGUGGCGACGCCGGCCUCAUACAGAUCGACGAUAGACCGGACCGGCGUGAGCUCCAGAGAGCAGAGAGAGAUCCCGCCGACCGCCGCGACGGUGAAUAAAUGAUCCAGGUGGCUGCAGAGCAAACAGUUGCCUCGUCGGUGUGGUGGGGUGCUGAUGGGGCAGAUGGAGUGAGAUGGGGAGGGGUAGCGGUGCUGUUACGGCGUUGCCGGAAGAGACGAUGUGUGCGUCCCGUUGGUGUCGCCGAUGUGCUCCUCCUCCAGCGUCACAUUUGUCGCCGUCCCAUCACCUCUCCAUAUGGG